Messenger RNA from Neolamprologus brichardi, 2161 nucleotides. NCBI's taxonomy places the organism in Eukaryota, Metazoa, Chordata, Actinopteri, Cichliformes, Cichlidae. The record is from RefSeq and is a predicted model, not a curated record.
UGAAGGGUCGCUUUGAGCAUCGAUGACAGUUCAAAACUGAAAUCACAACACUCAUGUUGAUGUUUUUAGAGGCUGCUGCCAUCUUUGCUCUUCUCUGACGAACACCUUCAUCCACAGAAGAAGCUGGCGGCAGAGCCCGACUACACAGACGUGUCGCUGACGGCGGCGGAACGCGUCCGAGCGCUGGGGAAGAUGGGAUGCUGCGUGGAGAUCAACGAGGACAUCGCGCCCAGACGCUACUUCCGCUCGGGUGUGGAGAUGGAGCGCAUGGCGGCGGUUUACCUGGAGGAGGGCAGCCUGGAGAACGCCUACGUCCUCUACACCAAGUUCAUCACUCUAUUUGUAGAGAAGUUGCCCGCCCACAGAGACUACCAGCAGUGCACCGCCAUCCCCGAGAAACACUUCAUCAUGAAGAAACUUCAGGAGGUGGCGUUUCCCCGUAAAGACGAGCUGAAGAAGCGCCUGGAGGAGAAAUACAGCAGGGAACACAGCGAAUACCUCAGAGCCCAGAGCCAGGCGGCGGUCGUGGUGCACGGGUGUGGCCAGCAGCUGCAGCAGCUGUCCCUAUUGGACGAGGACAGGAGAAGGUUCCUGCUGCUGGAGGAGGAGAGGCAGCGCGUCGCCGCUCUGCGACGCAUGCAGAUUGAAUCGGAACAGUUUCGCUACUUCGAGGACCAGCUGAGACGCCAGGAGCUGGCCAAUAAGAGAGGAGUGGAGGCGGAGCAAAAGGUUCAGACUAAAGUGCCUGAGGUGACGGACGGCUCCCGUCUGUCCCAGCAGCCAAUCAAAAACAGCAUACGAUCCCAGGGGGCAGACCCUAACAGAAACAGACCGCCUGCCCCUGUGAGCCAACCCGCCGCCACGCUGGCUGGAGUACAGAGUGAGAGGGUGGAGGGCCUGAGGCGAGUCCUGAUUCCCAAAGGCCUGACUCAGAGUUUCCUGUCGCUGGCCCGGUCAAACACGGCCAGAGGAAUCGAGACCUGCGGCGUCCUCUGCGGACAGCUGACGCACAACGAGUUCACGCUGACUCACGUCGUAGUCCCCAAACAGACCGCCGGCCCGGAUUUCUGCGACAUGGAGAACGUGGAGGAGCUGUUCAGCUUCCAGGAUGAGCAUCACCUGCUGACGCUGGGCUGGAUCCACACUCAUCCCACUCAGACGGCCUUCCUGUCCAGCGUCGACCUCCACACUCACUGCUCAUAUCAGCUGAUGCUGCCGGAAGCUGUCGCCAUCGUCUGCGCGCCAAAACACAACGACACAGGUGUGUUCAGGCUGACCGACCUGGGGAUGUCCGAAGUUUCUGCCUGCAAGCUGAAAGGUUUCCAUCCUCACUCCAAGGAGCCGCCGCUCUUCACGGUGUGCAGACACGUCGUGUUCAGGGACUUGCGGCUUAACCUGCUGGACUUCAGGGUUUAGACAGGAAGCACUGGCAGGUUUUUAUUCUGAAGAGGAAACUGUGAACGCACCGCCGGUGUUCGCCGACACGUUGUGAUGUCGAAUUUACAGGAAACUUUUAACACUUUUAAUUUUUGGUGUUUUUUGUUUUGUUUUUUUGCUGCUGAGCCCUGCAUCUUUGCCCCGAGUCCUGCCUGUCAGGCCGCACCCGUCCUGCUGGGCCGCUGAUCGCAGCGCUAAGGCGCCCCCGGUAGUCAGCUGAUAUCCACCAAGCUUGGCUGUGACCUUACUUCCUGUUAGGCAGCUUCCCUGACACUCUGAUUGGCUGUGGCGGUUCAGUGUUGAGAGGUUUGGUCUCAGAUCAAAGGGGAAAGUCUCUUCGCUGCUGCAGAUGUGAAACUGUGAGGAGACUCUUAACACUCUGUCAUUUUAGGCGAGACCGUUCACGCCAUAAGCUACUCUGACCUUUGACCUCGAGUGGGGUGCCAUGUAAGGGGUGGCAGACAGCAGGGGGCGCUGCAGGCUCAGGUGAAGGCGGUGUGUGUCGUGUAAAGCGGGCCCUUUUAAACCUCUUGCAGAUGAAAUUAUUUUCUGAUGUUUCUCUCGUGGUGCGUUCAAAGCGCCCGCAGCUGGAGGACUUCUCAGUGUGUGCACCAGCAGAUGUUUUCUUGUCGAGCUGUUGUGUGACUGUUUUUUGCUGAUGACGUUUUGACAAACUGUGACCUGACUGCUGUUUUUAACUUUUUGGUAAUAAAACACCCUCUGC